ACCUCAUCCCAUACUACGCAGAAUGGUUCAUUCCCCUAGAUUGGUGUGUGUCCCCCCCCGGGUAAUAGUACGUUCCCAAAAGGACCCUGGCUAGUUUCUUCCAACUGCCUUCGAUGACCCCGGAAGGACUUCUGGGUGGUGACCCGGCAGAGGCGGUGGCGGCCGGGGAGAGGCGGAGGAUCUGGAAGGGGCGGGGGCCCGGGCCCUGGCUGGCGGCAGCAGCCGGAGGCGGAGCCCGAGUGUCCUUAUCGCUGGCGCUGCCGGAGCCUGCCUGGGAGCGGGGCGCCGUCCGAGCCGGGAUCCCGGGCCCGCUGGCCUCGCGGGCAGGCGGCAGAAGGAGGAUGCUGCUGUUCGUGGAGCAGGUAACAUCAAAAGGUACUGGCUUAAAUCCAAAUGCAAAAGUGUGGCAAGAAGAUCCACAGGGAAGCACUGAAGCUGCACCAGUGACCAAUGGCACUGAGCAUUUGUGGCAAGAAACAGCUGCUGCACCAGGAACUCAUAGUGAGGGUAAUGUAGAGAUUGUGGAGGAUAGCUGUAAGCGGUAUGAAGUGAUGUAUUCUCCAUCUUGUGAAGCUACAAGAAAUGGCACUGGUAUUGAGGAAGCAGCUGCUAAUGGAAUGGCCCUGGCAACUGAGGAUCUUGGAUACCAAAUUUAUGAUAUUUCUGGUGAAGGCAGCUCUGCCGUGUCUACAGAAGACCUGAAAGAAUGUUUGAAGAAACGACUCGAAUUCUGCUUCUCACGCGAGAACCUUUCUAAGGAUCUUUACUUGAUGUCUCAAAUGGACAGUGAUCAGUUUGUUCCAAUAUGGACAAUUGCCAACAUGGAAGGAAUUAAGAAGCUGACCACCAAUAUGGACCUUAUUCUUGAAGUAUUGAGAUCUUCCCCUAUGGUACAAGUAGAUGAGAGAGGGGAGAAAGUAAGACCAAACCAUAAGCGAUGCAUUAUUAUUCUUCGUGAGAUCCCUGAAACAACACCUAUAGAGGAGGUUAAGGCGCUGUUUAAAAACGAAAACUGUCCCAGAGUGAUAAGCUGUGAGUUUGCUCACAAUAACAACUGGUACGUUACAUUCCAGUCAGAUACUGAUGCACAACAGGCAUUUAAAUACUUAAGGGAAGAAGUAAAAACCUUUCAGGGCAAGCCAAUAAUGGCAAGGAUAAAAGCCAUCAACACAUUUUUUGCUAAAAAUGGCUACCGGGUAGUGGAUUCCAGUGUGUAUACUCAGCCAGUUCAAACACAAGCACAGUUUGCCUCACCACUGUUUAUGCAGCCUGUAUAUAGUCCUCAGCAGUACUCUAUUUACAGUAUUGUGCCUCCGACUUGGUCUCCAAACCCUGCACCUUACUUUGAAACACCACUGGCCCCUUUUCCUAAUGGUGGAUUCGUGAAUGGCUUUAAUUCACCAGGAUCAUAUAAGACGAAUGCUGCUUCCUUGAGCAUAGGUCGCCCAUUCCAUAGAAACCGUGUGAAGCCUCAUUUCCGAUCAUCAAGCAGCUCGGAACCCUGUGCAGAGGGUACAGCUGUGGUUGGUACAGUGUCGAUGGGGGAUGGACCACUGAACAGAACCAAUGUGAGGAAUUUCGGUAUGGAACGACAUACCAAUACAUUAACAGGACACCAGGAACAAGGCUGUUCUCAGAAGGAUUAUCCCACCUCGCAAAUGGAGCAGAAUGGAGACUACAGUAUUGGCAGGGGCAGGAGGAACUUUUUCAGAGGUCGGAGAAGACGAGAAGAUGACCGUCUUUCACGACCUCAGCCUUCAGCAGAAACAAAGACUCAGACACCAAAGUUUGACUUACUAGCAUCAAAUUUCCCUCCUCUGCCUGGCAGUACAGCAAAAAUACAAGGAGAACCUGUGCUGGAAAGCAGAAUGUCUGACAUUGUUAAAGGAACUGGCAAAGAGAAGGAGAGCAAAGACUUGGCCGUCAGUUGUCCUGCAUCUGCUCAAGAAGAGCAGGCACACAGUCUAGUCCAGCAACCUGUCACAAGUGUGAGCUCACCAAGCAGGGCUGAGGUUCCUGCCCCAAGCACAACUCAGCCAGACAAGAAGCCAGAGGAGGUCUCUGCUCAGAAAGAUGUUAAUAGCCCCACUUCCCCACCUAUGUCUGUACGUCCCCUCAGUGCUGCAAAGCCAUCAAGGACAAAUGCCACUUCAUCUUCUACCAAUGGAAAUGCAGCGCUUACUGUUACAAUACAGGAGCCACGCAAGCUAAGUUACGCUGAAGUCUGCCAGAAACCCCCAAAGGAGCCAACUCCAGUUCCUGUUCAGCCACUUAGGGAGCUUCGUACCAAUGUAGCUCCCCCUGCCAAAAAUGAAGAAAACAGUACUUCUGAGAAGGCUUCAGAGAGGGCCCAUGAGAAGCUCGAAGGCCGGGCAAAGGAUCUUUCUGGGUUCAGAGGCAACGGGCCUCCCAGGGGAGCUGCUGGAAAAAUCAGGGAACAGAGACGCCAGUUUGGACGCAGAUCUUCACCUCAGGGAGCACCUCGGCGUAUCGGCAAGGAGCAGUAUCUGCCACCCCGAUCACCAAAGUAAAACUCGUCCAACUCUUCUCUAUUUAAUUUGAGCUGUGGACUAAAGAGCAGCAAAGGAGAUGGACUAUAAGGAGGAGGUAUUCGGGGAACACGAAUACUGAAUCGGAGUAUGUGGUUUGAGUGGGAGAAGGUGGGGAGGGUCCCAAAAUUCAUCUCUAAAAGUGAUUUCACAAAUGCUGGAGGAUUCCAAUCAAUAUAAAUAUAUAGAGAUUAUAAUUUUUGUAUCUUUUUUUUUUUUUUUUAAUUUGCAGAGUGUUUCCUGCCUGAAAUCAACUUUGAGAUUGUGAAUUAGUGCUUUGACCAGAUGAAAAAAUGAAAUGACAUAAUAACGUCCCUCAGUGUAGAAGGAAGAGGGCAAGAGAAUAUUAUUUUUGGAAGAAAAAAAAAAGCAUUUCUGUAAAAUUAGAACUUACUUUUUUAAACCUAUUUAACGUUUGGCUUGUAGGAUGAUAUGUAUGCCAUUAAUGGCCUUGCAUUGCAAAGCAGAUCCACAACUGAGAUGCUUGGUCGGCGUGCUUGAGUUGCGUGAGUGCAGCCAGAUACUGUUUUGUCAUGACUUAGUCACUGAUGGUAAAAACUGAAUGCACUACUGUAGUAGAACUUUGUGUUUCCAGCUUGAAAUUUAGUCUUUUGACCUUACUAAUAUUUCAUUGAGCAAACGUUUUUUAAACUCAGAUUUUACUGGAGGUCUGAUUCUUGAUCAGACCAUAAGGACAGUAAGAAUAGUCAGUAUCCUAGACACAAGGAGGGGGAGUGGGGGCAUGUUUGGGAUUUUUAAUUUUUCCCUUUUUUUCUGCCAAUUGAGGGCAGCAUUUUAAUUUUUUUUUAUUGCUUAAAUGCUACUUUCUCUAACCCCUUUAUUACAGACUUGUGUGCAUUUAUCUGGUAUGUUUUCCUGAGGCAGGCCCAGUUAAUGGAAGACUGCACAGCAUAUGGUGGUAGUUUCACAUGUGAAGAGCCUGAGCUUUCAUUCCCACUCAUGGAAUUCUGCUUUGCAGGUGGGAGUCUUGAGGGCAGGUUUAAAGUCCUAAAUGGGUCUAAAAUUGAGGCUUUUUAUUUCUUUUGAGACAUUCAACAGUUUGGGGGCAUGGCCAGGUUUCCAUAUAGUGAUUCCCAUUGGUUCUCUGGACUGGUGUUAAGCACUGCUUUAUAGUACAAAUACUAGGGGAAACUCUACAGCAGAUAGUAGCUCCUGAUUUUUUUCAGUUACUUGGAACUAACAGUUUAAAGUGGAACAAAGGCCAUGAGGUUUUAACUUUGUUUCAAAGAGGUUACUUUGACUAAAUUCACAACACUGUUGUGUAGUAGGCCGUUAAGUUUACAAGCUAGUAAUUACCGUAAAGGACUGAAGGAAACAGGAAAAAUACAAUACGUUAAUCUGCCAAAAUAAACAUGCCCAUAUUCUUAGUUCUGUAUAAAGUGUUAAGAAAAGUAGCUCGCAGCAGUAAGAAUUGUACCUGGUUUUUUUUUUUCUUAAGUGAAUAGGACGUGUACAAAUUUAAAGAUGUAAGUUGUGAACACUGGAAUAUUCAGUUGUGAUACAUUCAUUCUAAUGGCAUCACUAGCAUAUAUUACUAAGAUGUUUACGGUAUGUAAGUGGCAGUUAAAAUGACAUUAACUGUGAAAUUUCAUCUUUUGAUUUCUUAGCCAGGUAAUCCUUGGUGAUUUCUUACUCAGUACGCAUUCUCCAUCAACUGCUUUGAGAACUCUUGUAUCUAUUUUUAUAAAUAUAUAUAAAGCCAGAGUUGUCAUUUCUCUAACUUAUUAUUCAGUUUGGCAGUUGCUUUUGAUUUGAUUCAUGAGUCAUAUAUUUAUGCAGUUAACUGUUCAUUUUGUGCAUGUUACUUAUAUAAAAACAAUCAUUACUCACUUUUAAACUGCCUGUAAUGGGUUUAGGAGUUUAAUUUACCAAAAUCAUGGAUCAAAUCUAUAGUUUAAAAAUGCUUACAAACCUGUUUCAAUUUACUUGGAUAAUGCUACAUUUGAUGGAAGUGAUACAAAGAAGUUAAAAUAUUUAAACUGUCAAGAGCUCUGUGAAAUGCAUCAAAUUUCAAAGAAGCUGCUUUUUAUAAAUAAUUUUAUAAACUUAAUUACUGCACUCAAACUGGAAAAUAACAUGUAUUCUGUAUAAUAGUCACCAAUAUUGGGUAGUGUGCACUCUCAUUGCAGCGUGAACAUGUAUUGGAAUUCUAAUAGCAGCCAUAAGCUGGUUGCAGUUAAGAGGAAGAGCUCUUUGGGCAGAGGCUUUUGCAAAUGUACAGUCUCUGGCCUAGCUUGGCUGUACUGGCAUGUUAAUUUUUACCUAUGUGGGCAUCUGCUUUUAAAUCAGUGCAUAGAGCUUGUUGAGCUGAAAGAUAGAACUUGAGUAUUUCUGACAGUUGUAAAGUGUAGCUUUUUCCUUUAUUAGAUGUACAAAAAAAUCCUUACAGCGUAAUCUUUUUUUCUUGUAAGGUGAUUGGAAAAGCUUGACGUGUGGAAGGAAUGUUUUAUGUCUUAAAUGUGCAUUUUCCAGCAACAGGUUAUGGUCUUGUAUAGUGUAUGCAAAUAAAUCUGUAAACUUGUUGGCUUUUUCCAGCAUAUUCUAACUCUAUCAGAUUAGGGAGCUCACCAUAACUAAACUAAUUGAUACUGGUGUGCAAAGAUUUAACAUUAGGAUUCCCCUCCUUCCCCCGCCGCCAUGGACACUUUUUUUGUCUUUUUUGGGGGGGUUGGGGUGGGAAUAAUCAAGUAAAUAUAAAGGCUGUGAAAACAAUAGUUUUGUGUGCAAGUUCUCCUGCAGUACUUGUAUUGCAUGGCAAAUACAUAACAUAGAUGGGCUAGCUGCUACUUCUCAUUCUCCAGUUAUAGUCUCAGGCAAAUUCUUCUCUCUACCCACCAAGUUUUCCUGUUUGACAGACAAUUGGAAACAAGGACAGAAUGACCAUUUGGGAGCCAGAUUCACUGCUGGUGCAUCUCCAUUGACCUCAGUUGAGGUGCAUCAACUUAUUACCAGAGGUAAAACUGGCUCUUGUUCCACAAAAGUUCAUUGAGCUAUUGAAGAUAAUGGAUUCUCAGUGGCUCUCUCCUUGAUAGCUCACCACAUCAGCCAAACAUGCAUUCUUCUACCCUGCUGACUGUAUUUAAAAAAAAACCAAUGAAACAUGCACACACAAAGUGCAGAUCUCAAAUAACUUUUUCACAAACUGUCACUUGUUUCCAAAAUUAGUCUGUUUUAUUUUGUUAGCUACAAAGGUGUAUUCCCCUAGUUAAACUUCUUCCACUUUAUCUGUGGAAAAGAUUGGGCCAUUUUUUUGUAUUUCUGGGGAGGGGAAGGAGGGACUAUUUGCAUGUGAUUGUAAAAUUAAAAAGUGCAAAAGUUUGUUUAAUUUCUAAAAUUGUUAGUUUUAUAGCAUCUUACAUUCCUGCUAUCUUUGUUUAAAAAAAAAUUACCAAGUUAGCUUGGCACAGUAUGAUGGUGCAGUUUUAGCAGUAGGUAAAAUAAAGUAACCCAUCCUAACCAGAAGAGAACAAGGAUGAUAUUGUGGCAGAUCAGUAGCAAUUAAGUGACUUAAUCAAUGCUUUACUGUAGUUAAAUAGCUAUGGCCUUACUACUUUGUCAAUAUCCACUUAAAUAUCUUGAAAAUGUCCACUGUUUUUACCGUUACCCAAGUGAACGUUCACUUGGGAUAAAAUCUGUGUACAGGCAAUAUUUUAAACUUGUAAAAUGAACCAUUGUAUUACAGACAAGAUGCAACAGAAAUGCACUUAGGAGGAAAAUUUGCUUCUGAUGAGUUUGUUUUGUAAAUCCUUGAUUGCAACAGAUAUGCAAAUAGACUUUUAGUUUCUAAUUUUUGAUAUUUCCUUCUGAAAUAAGAUUGUUGCCAUUAAUCUGAAUGAUUUAUCAUGCUCUUCUUGUUUGUGUAUAUAUAUAUAUUACAUCUAGUCUGAGCUUCCUUUAGGAUGGUAAAUGAUUUUGUUUUAGUUUUUUUUAGAUGGCUUUUCUAUUAAGUGUCCCUAGCAUAGACACUUCAAGAGGUCAAAUGAGUCUGGUUUUAAUAUACUGUUGGGAGGACUUGAAAGGAGUUAAAGAUUAUUUCUGAAAAAUUCAUCUGCAAACUAACCUGUAACAACCUUCAAUUUUAUAUUUAAGAACCAGAGUUUUAUUUUUAUGGCGCUUCAGUUAUGGAUACAAUAUAAAAAAAACAACUUCACAUGUAAACAGAUUGUGCACAAAUGGCUUUUGUUCUAAUUUUUAUAAAAUACAAAAUAUGCAGAUAAUAUAUUGAGUUUAAGUGACUAUUGACAUCUCGCUCCUCCCAGACAAUUCUGACAUUCCCUUGGCAUGUAUGAUCUCUCUCCAAAGUGGUAGGGCUUCAGUGAAAGAAGAAAAAACGCAACUUAUCUGGCUUCUUUACUCUGUCCAUUGUCAAAACUGUCCAAAACAAUUUCUGUAAAAUAGGUUCAUGCUUUAAAUGUUAAAAUGAUAAUACAUGUAUUUGUAUUUCUGUUUUUGACAUUGACAUUGCCAAGGUGCUAUGGGAAAUUGAAAUAAAAGUUAGAAAAAUAAAGCUGAUUUAAAGAA
This is a messenger RNA of Mauremys reevesii (Reeves's turtle), 7091 nucleotides long. RefSeq names its product La ribonucleoprotein 4 (gene LARP4). The transcript has 16 exons. The coding region runs from base 114 to 2531 and encodes 805 amino acids. Gene Ontology annotation, molecular function: mRNA 3'-UTR binding. The record is from RefSeq and is a predicted model, not a curated record. Lineage: Eukaryota; Metazoa; Chordata; Testudines; Geoemydidae. Gene Ontology annotation, biological process: positive regulation of translation. Gene Ontology annotation, cellular component: cytosol; cytoplasmic stress granule.